AUGGCAGAGAACACAAAUAGGAAGCGCACUACUACGGCGCCCGAGCCUAGUGGUACAGACAACCGUGACCGCAAAGCUCAUCUGAAUCAGACACAAUUGAUCAACCGUCUAGAACAGAGGAUUGCUAGCCUAGAGACCGAAGUGUCUGAAUUGAAAUGCGCCAAAGAACUGACGACGGGCCAAAAUAGAAGCGUCCUCAUUAUGAACCACGAAGAACCGGUUAUAAGAGAUGCGAAGGUUCGGGUGGAUAUUGACGGUUGA
Echinostoma caproni is the source of this 261-nucleotide messenger RNA. NCBI's taxonomy places the organism in Eukaryota, Metazoa, Platyhelminthes, Trematoda, Plagiorchiida, Echinostomatidae. The record is from the annotation of a GenBank genome assembly.